Messenger RNA from Seriola dumerili (greater amberjack), 3956 nucleotides. RefSeq names its product E3 ubiquitin-protein ligase ZFP91-like (gene zfp91). Gene Ontology annotation, cellular component: nucleus. Gene Ontology annotation, biological process: regulation of transcription by RNA polymerase II. Gene Ontology annotation, molecular function: transcription coregulator activity. NCBI's taxonomy places the organism in Eukaryota, Metazoa, Chordata, Actinopteri, Carangiformes, Carangidae. The record is from RefSeq and is a predicted model, not a curated record. The transcript is spliced from 12 exons. The coding region runs from base 642 to 2987 and encodes 781 amino acids.
UUUAAAUUCUCAUUUUGUAUCCCAAAGCGGUAAAGACACGAGAAAAACGGGAGAAAUAUCCUUGAAACAAAAUCCAAGCGCUGUUGAUCUGACUUUCACUACAGUUCCCAUGAUGCCCCGGCAGCCAUCCGUAUGCGCGCUGCCUUUGCACGGCUGUUGCUGCCUUUGCAGAUUUAUAAACAAUGCCGCUAGGUCUAGUCGAUCUGCAAAAGGCACAGAGGGAAAUCCAGAUGAUUGUAGCAGCUGCUAAAAUGCGUCUCCGCUCCUGAAUGUAACCCCGGUUUAUAUUUGGCUUAAAGGAGACGCAACAAAGCGCACAAAAUGGUUGUGCACCAGGCCCGGGCGAAUAAGUAGGUUUACUAUAGCUUUAAGAACGCGAAAAUAGUGUCUGCUUCUUUAAAAUUAUAUCGGUUUAUUAAUGAAUAGAUAAUUAAGAAAAGUUUUCAAUUUCUAAUCAAUAAAUAUAUGCAUUUAAUUUGCGACGAACUCAGCGCACUGACGGAAAAUGUCCCACUGUUGGAUAAAGGCCGCUUGCCAUCAAAACGUCUUUAAACCAGAUGUGGUCCGUUUUUCCUCUAAUUGCAAGUAAACCUGCUUGACUUUGAGCGGAAUUUGAGGUAGGCAGAAGUGUCCUCACGGUGAUGGAACCGGUCGGCGACCGAACCGGAGAUGUAAAUACAGGUGAAGAAUCGGCGGAGGACAAGGCCGCAGAUCAGACCCCGGCCACCAGUACGACCGUUACACCGCGGAGGGGGCUCAGAGAGCGGGGAGCGGGCCGCCCGAGGUCCGGCGUCUCCGCUUCGUUAACGGACGUUAACGGAGCAGCAUCGAGCCCGCAGAGCUCGGGACGGGUUCUCAGAGACAGGUCAACGAGGGCAGUACCGGCCUGGCUGAAGGACACCAAGAGCGACGACGAAGACGAACCGAGCCAGGACACCGGCGCGACCAAGCGGAGGAAAGUUUCCAACUCCAGGCGGAAGAAAAUUUCAGAAUCUGCGGGUUUGGCAGAGGCUGAAGGGGGGGUCGCAGGUGACAGCCUUCAAGGCACAGACUCUGAGAACCUCAAGAAACCUGCUACAGAUGCUCAAGCUCUUCCCUCUAGACGCCCCCCAGCCCAGACUCGUGCCAAGCCCCCUUCUGGCAGGGCCAGUCGCAGCUCUGCCAAGCCUGUGUGUAAGACCGAACCUGGAAUGGAGAAUCCAGCUGCAGUGGAAGGAGAGGUGAACAAUAAAGAGAAGUAUGACAUUAAAAAAAAAGAGGAGGAAAGCGUAAAUGUUGCUGACCCAGUCUUGGAUGAUGAAGACCCUCCAUUUCAGGAUGACCCUAACGACCUCAACUACCAGCCACAGAGUCAGAGCGGUGCAGAGGAGGAAGAGGGCCUCAGCAGUGACGAAGAUGUUCCUUUUAGAGAUGACUUAAAUGACCAGAGCUACGACCCGAAGGGUGAAAGGGAUGCCCCGAAACCAAAGCGUAGAGCUCCUCUUAGACAGAAGGAGAAGAAAGAAAAAGAUAAGGCACCUAAAAAAGAGAAAGAGGUCGCUGAGAUAAAGAUAGAAGGUUCGGACAAUUUGGAGAGUGUGGAAGAGGAAGUAAAGCUAGAAGAAGAAAUUGUGGAGGACCCGGAUGGACCCAGGAAGAGAGGCCGGCGGAAAAAAGAUGACAAAACCCCACGGUUGCCAAAGAGAAGAAAGAAGCCCCCAGUGCAAUAUGUGCGCUGUGAAAUGGAAGGAUGUGGGACGGUCCUAGCUCAUCCUCGCUACCUACAGCACCAUAUAAAAUACCAGCACUUACUCAAGAAGAAAUAUGUAUGUCCUCACCCGUCCUGUGGAAGGCUUUUCCGCCUACAGAAGCAGCUUCUGCGUCAUGCAAAGCACCACACAGACCAGAGAGACUACAUUUGCGAGUUCUGUGCUCGUGCCUUCAAGAGCUCCCACAACCUGGCUGUGCACCGCAUGAUCCACACAGGAGAGAAGCCCCUACAGUGUGAGAUCUGUGGCUUCACCUGUCGCCAGAAGGCGUCUCUCAACUGGCACAUGAAGAAGCACGAUGCUGAUGCCACCUAUCAGUUCUCCUGCUCCAUUUGUGGUAAGAAGUUUGAGAAGAAGGACUGUGUUGUGGCCCAUAAGGCUAAGAGUCACCCUGAGGUGCUAAUCGCUGAGGCGCUGGCAGCCAACGCUGGCGCCCUCAUCACAACCCCUGCCUCCCUGCUGGAGCUGCCGGGAAACCCCAUGCAAGCAGAGGUCACCAACUUGGACGUGAGCCAGGUAGGGCAGGAUGGGCAGGUGGACCAGCUGAGCCAGGAAGGGCAGGUUGGGCAGCAAGUGGCUCAGGUGUCCCAAAUGGGUCAUGUGGCCCAACAGGUGAGUCACCAGGUGGUUUUACUGGGACAAGACCAGAGCCUCCAUACCAUGCAGGUGCCAGUGACGAUUGCUCUGUCCCCUAUCGACCCCCCUUCACCGGCUGACAACCAGCAGCAGACUCACCUCCAGCUGCAGAUGCCCGUCCAGUUUGUGCAGGCCGCUCAGCAGCCACAACAGCCUCAAAUCCAACAACUGACCCUCCAUUCCAGCUCAGUGGUGACGCAGCACCGACCCCAGCUCCAGCCUCUUCAGUCGUAUUCCUCCCAGCAACAGAGCCAGGGGCAGACACAAAUCCUGCAAAUGACCUUCCAGCCGGUCAGCCAGUCCCAGACCCACAUUCAGCAGAUCCCAAUCCUAGCGACCUCUCAUCAACUUCAGACCCUGCAGACAGCCGCUCCGAGCCCCCCUCUACUGUCCCCAUCCCAGCCUCAGUCCCAGGAUCCAGCCUCCACCAACGGGGACAGCUUUAUUCUGGACAAUCCCGUGCUCACUUCCUCCUCUCCAUCAGCCAACUCCCUCCAGCAUACAGAGGCUGGGGGGGAGGACGGCGUGGUCUGGGAGCAAACAGGCCAUGGGGAAGUUCUGGCUGACGGCACUGAGAGACAUGUGCAGCAGGCCCUCAUGUAACAUGAGGAUGGAGCACACAAAGAAGAAAAUAGAGGAAGAUUAUGUCACCAGUGACCUAAUAUUACUGUAUUGCAAUGUUUGAGGUAAAUGUAGGAUCACCAAUAUAUUAUGUACUGUUCACUCAUAGUCAUAUUUGGUAGUUUUUUUUAGAAUAUCUGUAUCAGGGAAAGAUAUGUAUGUGUCUGUAUGUGUAAGUUGUUGCCUUUGUACAUAACAGUCCUGUAAACUUAACUAGCCUUUUAUGUGAGUGUGUGUAUUGAUGCUGAGGUAAUGCUGCAGAGAUGUUGCUAUUAUGCAAUAAUAUAGCAUACCUCUUAGUAAUAUACAGCACAUCCAAUGCCAGGUGUGUCGCAAGUUCCUACUGGAAUAAAUCAAAUUAAUUUAUAUAAUGAAUUAAACAUAAAACACUUGUUAGAAAGCUAUAAACAUCCACAAUAUGUGUGGGGUGAGUAAAAUCUGUUUCAGCAAAUAGACAGUCGUUUUUCAUUUAUUGUCCAGAUCAACUAAAAAACAUUCACUCGAGGUCAAAGCACACUCUGAAUUCACAAAUAAAGAUUAAACAUUUAAAAACCUGGGAAAGUAUAGAGAGGAAAAAGGUGUUUCACAGGCCUGUAAAAAGUCACAAAAUAUGCAUAUUUUAGAGAUCUGGGCAAUGUCAUUAAACCUGUUCCAAUGAUAUUUGUGCAGCUGUUUGUUAAGCCUUGCUGUUAAUUGACUUUGAAGGAAUAAUAGCCCGUAUAAUGUAGUCUUAGGUCAAUGUAGGUAGGCAAAAGGUGGCCUUGGACAUUUUAAAUCCCACAUAAACCCUCAAAAAACAGCAAGCCCAGUCAAUGAUUUAGACAGUUAAACUCAAAACUUGUCUAUAAUCUUUACCUUGGAAACCGCUCUGAUCUGUGAAAUAGGAUGUGUGGUAGCACUAAAAACAAAAACUGUUCAUUUAUAUGAUGUAAAUAAAUGUCUUAACAUUUA